This is a messenger RNA of Ictalurus punctatus (channel catfish), 988 nucleotides long. RefSeq names its product insulin induced gene 2 (gene insig2). NCBI's taxonomy places the organism in Eukaryota, Metazoa, Chordata, Actinopteri, Siluriformes, Ictaluridae. Gene Ontology annotation, biological process: cellular response to insulin stimulus; SREBP signaling pathway; SREBP-SCAP complex retention in endoplasmic reticulum. Gene Ontology annotation, cellular component: endoplasmic reticulum; SREBP-SCAP-Insig complex. The record is from RefSeq and is marked provisional.
AAGCUAUCUGUUUACAACAUAUUGGAUCUUUUGGAUACUGGAUUGCCUUCUUUAUUUAGAGAGCAGUUAAAAAAUGGUGUGGUGUGAAAACAGUUGACGCUGGUAGUACAGGAGUGGUGGAUUGUCUGGGGUCUGCUCGGUCACUGCCGCUAUGGCAGAGGUCACCAGUGGUAGUAUGACAUCCCGACAGGGUCCCUACUUAAGCAUGGUUACAAACCGCACAACUAAUCUGCUGAUCCGGGGGGCCAUGCUGUUCGGCGUGGGUGUGUUCCUAGCUCUGGUGCUAAACCUGCUGCAGGUGCAGCGUAAUGUCACUCUCUUCCCUCCUGAUGUCAUCAGUAGCAUCUUUUCUUCAGCGUGGUGGGUACCACCCUGCUGUGGAACAGCAUCAGCUCUGAUAGGGCUGCUGUAUCCCUGUAUAGACAAGCGUUUUGGGGAGCCCCAUAAGCUGAAGCGCGAGUGGUCCAGUGUGAUGCGCUGUGUGGCAGUCUUUGUUGGCAUUAAUCACGCCAGCGCUAAAGUGGACUUUGCAAAUAAUGUGCAGCUGUCUCUGACCCUGGCUGCACUCUCAGUGGGGUUGUGGUGGACAUUUGACAGGUCACGCAGUGGCUUCGGCCUGGGAGUUGCCAUUGCAUUUCUCGCGACCCUCACUACACAGCUACUGGUGUACAAUGGAGUGUUUCAGUAUACGUCUCCUGACUUCCUGUACAUACGAUCCUGGCUGCCUUGCAUCUUCUUUGCUGGUGUGAUAACUAUGGGAAAUAUAGGACGACAACUUGCUCUUUAUGAGUGUAAAGUUGUACAAGAAAAGAUUCAUCAGGACUAAAACAUCUUAUACCAUGGAUGCAAAAAUGAGGGAACCUGAAUUCACUUUUACAGUUAAAGAGGUGCUCUCUUAUAGCAAGGACGAGCGUUGUCUGCGUUUAUAGGGCAGGACAGUUUGGAGCUUGGUGCAUUCUCAUUGGCUGCCAGUACAGCCUCUCUGAAA